GUCAUUAUUUGUAGGGCAUUAAAUUUGAGGAUGGCUGAUGCAAUAAGUGGAUGAGUUUAAUUUUUGCGUAAAGCGAUUGUACUCUUGAUUGAAUAUAAAUUUCAACACAUUUUACAAAAACGAUAAACUUCCAUAAAACAAAACCCCUUUCUCGUCGAGAAUAUGCCGAGCACCACCACUUCACCGAAGCACUUCGUGCUAGUUCAUGGCCUAUCCCACGGAGCAUGGUGCUGGUACAAGGUCGUGAGCAACCUGCAAUCUGCCGGCCACCGUGUGACGGCGGUGGACCUUGGUGGUUGUGGGGUGCACCCAAGUCGACCUGAGGAAAUAGCCACCUUCUCCGAUUAUGUACAUCCACUGAUUCAGUUUAUGGAGUCGUUAUCUGGCGAUGAAAGGGUGGUGUUAGUUGGGCACAGCUUUGGCGGACUUGCUAUCUCCGUCGCCAUGGAGAAGUUUUCACACAUUGUGUCAGCUGCCAUUUUCAUCACCGCCUACAUGCCCAAUUGCAGGGAUCCACCAGCACUCCAGAUGAAACAGUACUUCAAGAAUUUGAAGCCGGAAACUUAUAUGGAUAGUCGGUUCACGUUCAAAGAUGGGUUGCCGGUGUCGGCGGAACUAGGAUGCGAUUACAUGGCCACCAUGAUGUACCGGAGUUGCCAAUCGGAGGAUUUAGCAUUGGCAAAGAUGUUGAUAAGACCGAGUAGGUUAUUCUUGGAGGACAUGAGCAUGGAUUCUAUUCUGACCGAAAACAAAUAUGGAUCGAUUAAGAGGGUUUAUGUAAUAUGCGAGAAAGACCAGGUGAUGGAUGAAGAAUUUCAAAAAUUCGUCGUUGAAGACAGCCCCCCAGAUGAAGUAAAAUCCAUUCCUGAAGCUGGUCAUAUGAUCAUGUUAUCAAAACCGAAUGAUUUAGCCCUCUAUUUACAAGAAAUUGCUAAUACAUACCCAUAAAUUUCGUGCUUAUAUAUAAGGCUUGAAUGAGUGGAUAGCAAAGAGGCAUCGCAAGAGUGUGGUGGUAAGGAAUUGGCUGAGUGGGUGUGAGUCCAGAUGGCCAAAAAAGUCUCUUGUCAUAUAAUAAAUGUUUGUCAAAGGUGAAUCACAAAAAUACAUAUUUUGGAAUAGUGGUGAUGUGAUGUUAUUUAAGAUUUGUUUCACCUCAUAUGAUCAUUGUUAGCUUAAUUCAUGGUAGCUUGUCAACACUUUCUUGUCGGUGGCACCUGUGUAUGAAUUCUAGUGUCAUAUCAACUUGGUAAUUUUUUUCAUAUAUGUAAAUCUGUUUUGGAGUUAGUAGGAUUUUCAAGAAGUGGGCGCUUGCUUGAUUCAGAAAGUGCAAGAAGUGUUG
This is a messenger RNA of Lactuca saligna, 1339 nucleotides long. The record is from the annotation of a GenBank genome assembly. Lineage: Eukaryota; Viridiplantae; Streptophyta; Magnoliopsida; Asterales; Asteraceae.